CUGAUCCCUGAGGCGGGCUGGGCUGUGAUGCCACAAAGGGGCUGAGCGCUGGCGUCAGGCAGGGCUGUGAUGACGUCCCAGGGCUGUGCUGGCCGCAGCACUGUGACAUCACCGGGCCGGCGCUAUAUAAGACGGGCCAGCGCCCGCAGCUGCCAGUGCAGUCGCGAUGGGACGUGCCGGAGCCAUGGGUGACGGUGGAGUCCUGAUGACUGCGCUUGUCCUGCUGCUGGCCGCUGUGGCUGUCUGGUGGGCCUUUGGCCACUGGCGACCACGGAGCUGGCGGAGAGCGGCAGCGAAGAGGACAGCGAAGAGGAGCAAGCGCCCCGGGUUCCGGCCCAGAGGCUCACGGAGGACGCGAGGAGCCCUUGCGGCUCCCAGGUUCCCCAGGCCUCGGGCGACUCCUCGCAAGCGGCCAGGUGCUCCCGCGAGCCCCCUGGGCAGCCCCUGCAGCUGCGGCCCCUGCGUGGCAGUGGCCCAGGAGCUGCAGGAACUGAUGCUGCUGCUCUGGGAUGGCAACGGGACACGGGCGCCGCUCUACUCUGGGAUGUGGCAGGCGUUGUGGAAAGAACUGGAGGAGCUGCUGCAGCGAGGCCACCUGCCCUGCUGUGGCUUGUCCAGCUCCUCCAGAAGCCUCCAUCCCUUCAAGAGGCUGCUCCCAGCAAGAUUCUCCAUCCCUGGGAGAGCCUCAAGGCCUGCAAGGAUGGCACAGCAGGGGGGAGCCGCCAUCCAUGCAGGAACCUCAGGCUGUCAGAGCCCCUGCAUCCUGCCAGGAGCCUCUGCAAUCUCUGACAGCCUCCAUCCCUCGCAGAGGCUCAGUGAGACCUGUCAGCCUGCAGAAGGUGCAGAGCCCGUGGACAGGUCUCCCAGCUCCCUUGGACUCACGGACUUCAACAACACGGGCUCAAUCCUGACCAUUGACGUGGCAGGGGAAAGCCCAGAAGUCCAAAUGGGAGCCCAGCCCGAUGCAGGGGAGCCGUCUCAGGAGCAGCUGGUGGAGCAGCAAGCGUCCUGGAGCCGGCAGUGGUCAUCCCACAGCGGCCAGGAGGCUGUGCCGGUUGUGCCAGCUGGCGACGGCCCGAGCCUGGUGGUGGAGACCAGCCUCCAGACACCAAGGAGGUUCCUCCAUCUCCAGGAAGCUGCCCCAAGAGAGCCCUCGACUGCCAGGAAGGGCUUUCUAAUAGCAGCUGCUCCUGGGACGCCCCUAUGCGAAGCCUCGGGCUGUAGCCCCGGCCCUCGUCAAGAGCAGAGUCCAGCCGACGACGCCGGGGACAGCGACGGUGCCGCCCUGCCCCGCUGCACUGGGGCUCCUGCAGCCGCCUGUGCGCGCGGCCCUGGCCCAGCUCUGCCGCUCGCCGGCCCGUCGGCCGCCGGGCGGCGGCCACUGCCCGGCGCGCAGCAGGAAGCAGGGCAAAAGAAGCAGCUGCAGGAGCUGUACCAGCUGGGCCCGCAGCUGGGCAGCGGUGGCUUCGGCACCGUUUUCUCGGGCAUCCGCCUCUCCGAUGGGAGCCCGGUGGCCAUCAAACGUGUGGCCCGGGAGAGCGUCCUGCAGUGGGUCGAGCUGCCCGACGGCACCUGCGUGCCCAUGGAGAUUGUGCUCAUGGAGAAGGUGGGCUCUGACUGCCACAACAUCAUCCAGCUCCUCGACUGGUUUGAGCUGCCUGACAGCUUUGUGCUGGUGAUGGAGCGUCCGGAGGCAUCGCAGGAUCUCCUGCAGUUCCUGCAGGAGCACGAGUUCCUGUGCGAGGGGAUGGCGCGCUGGCUUUUCUACCAGGUGCUGGAGGCCGUGCGGCACUGCACCGCCUGCGGCGUCCUGCACCGGGACAUCAAGCCGGAGAACCUCCUCGUGGCCCCGGAGAGUGGCGACCUGAAGCUCAUCGACUUCGGUUGCGGCACCUUCCUCCAGGAGCAGGCCUUCACGCGGUUUGCCGGAACGCACGCGUACAGCCCGCCCGAGUGGAUCUGCCUUGGCUGCUACCACGGCCAUGGGGCGACCGUCUGGUCCCUGGGCGUGCUGCUGUACGUCAUGGUCUGCGGGAGCCUCCCCUUCAGGGACGACCAUGACAUCGUGCUGGGGCAGCUCUUCUUCUGGCAGCAGGUCUCUCCAGAGUGUCAACAUCUGAUCCAGUGGUGUUUGGCCAAGCACCCUGAGGACAGGCCAGAGCUGGAGGAGAUCUUGCGCCACCCUUGGGUGCAGGGCAGGCGUUUUUGAUGCCUUGCCGGAGCCUCUGCAGCACCCACUUACCGAGUCCCACGCAGGACUGAGGACCCCACAAAUAAAACAACAAACCCAA
Vidua chalybeata is the source of this 2291-nucleotide messenger RNA. RefSeq names its product aurora kinase A-like. The transcript is spliced from 7 exons. Gene Ontology annotation, molecular function: ATP binding; protein serine/threonine kinase activity. Lineage: Eukaryota; Metazoa; Chordata; Aves; Passeriformes; Viduidae. The record is from RefSeq and is a predicted model, not a curated record. The coding region runs from base 167 to 2209 and encodes 680 amino acids. Gene Ontology annotation, biological process: protein autophosphorylation. Gene Ontology annotation, cellular component: cytoplasm.